Ictidomys tridecemlineatus (thirteen-lined ground squirrel) is the source of this 2565-nucleotide messenger RNA. The record is from RefSeq and is a predicted model, not a curated record. NCBI's taxonomy places the organism in Eukaryota, Metazoa, Chordata, Mammalia, Rodentia, Sciuridae.
CAUUCAGAACAUUCAACAGACUGCAGGACAUGCAUCACUAUCAUCAUUAUUAAACUGUUUUACAGAUGUGGACACAGACCCUCAGAAGGCACAUGGCUCUCUAGUGACCUGAAUUGAAGCCUGGGUCUCUAGCGUGCUUGCCACCUAGUGACUUUGCCUGUUAAGGAAGCUGUUUGAACGGUUUUAACUAAUUUUUGUUUUCUGUUCAUUUUCUUUUGCUUGGAAGGCUGCCUUUGCCACCUGACCCACCUAAUCCAGGCCAAGACUAAAAGCCAACACUAGUCUUCUUUUGUGGUGAUUGAUGUCACUUUGAAACUCCCAUUUUUCCAAACCCACCUGAAAGCAAGUCUUGUGCGUCUGUGUUCUUUCUGUUUGAAAGAACUGGCACACCAGCUGCAGACGGUGUAAGCCAGCUUUAGAAACAGAAUCCCUUAAUCAAGGGACAGGCAGUUCCUUGUAAAUCCAAAUAAAAGUCAAUGCUUUCUGAUGACUUUCAUUAGUCAGGGCUCCAGGAUUUGCCCUGGAAGCUGCUUUUUCACAUGUGACCUGACCCAGUGGAUUAUAUUCAUUCAGGAGUUUGGUCUCACGUUAAUGGACUUCCACUUCUGUGUCAGCUGUCACUGAGCUUCUGACCCAUGGCAAGGUCAUACCAUGCCCUGCCUUUUUGGUGGCCUUCAACUCAUACUUCACUGUGACUUAAGAGAGUUUUUAAAAAAUCCAUCAGUUGAGAGUUUAAACAGGUCUGACUACAGCCACCUGUCCUCCACCAGCAGUGAGCUCUCCGUGGAAGAGGCGCAAGACCCUUUCCUGGUUAGCAUACACAUCAUCGCAGACCCCGGGGAAUCCCAACCGCUGCAGGAGGCCAUCGACAAGGUCUUGGCAUGGAUCCACCCUGACCUUCCCCUGUUCCGGGUGUCUGAGAGGCGAGCUGGGCGUCGGCGGAGGAAGCCCCCCAAGGGAGCGCAGCCAGCGCUGGCCGUGGUGCUGUUCCUGCAAGAGGAAUACGGUGAGGAGCAAAUCUUGCAGCUCCACCGCAUGCUGCAGCGGCCACCCUGGCGCCACCACCACACGGAGCGCGUGCAGGGCAGGUUCCUGCCCUACCUGCCCUGCAGCCAGGACUUCUUCACGCUGGCCCCCGGAACCCCUCUGUGGGCCAUCCGACCUGUGCACUACGGCAAGGAGAUCGUGCGCUUCACCAUCUACUGUCGUCACGACAGCUACGCUGACAGCCUCCAGUUGUACGAGCUGAUCCUGCGCCGGAGCCCCAGCCAGAGGAAAGCGGACUUCUGCAUCUUCCCCAUCUUCUCCAAUCUGGAUGUAGACAUCCAGUUCUCCCUGAAAAGACUGCCCUGUGACCAGAACCCGGUGCCCACCGACUCCUCUCUGCUGGAGUUCCGCGUCAAGGACAUAGGCGAGCUGGUCCCUCUCCUGCCCAACCCCUGCAGCCCCAUCAGUGAGGGUCGCUGGCAGACCGAGGACCACGACGGAAACAAGAUCCUUCUGCAGGCACACAAGGUGUACAAGAAGUUCCCCAAACCCAGCAGAGCACACUGCUCCUCCGAGAAGAAAGCUCACUCCACUCCUUCACCAAGCACCACUGUACCAAGCCAUACAUCAAGUGGCAGCCAACCGUCCCUGCACAACGACCGUUUCCUGGGGCCUGGCCAGACAGGCCUGCCUAGUGGGCACCAGCAAGAAUUUGCCAGACAAACCAGCAGCACCCCCAGCGCCCCCUGGUCUUUCCAGAGGAGCAAAUCCUUGUUUUGUUUGCCCACCGGAGGCCCCUCCCCAGCCUCCUCAGCUGAACCACAGUGGUUUUCAAACACAGAUCCGCCAGAGCACAGGGUAUCGAACUGUAGGCAUAGCCACCUGCUCUCCAUCGAUGACUUAGAGGGUGCCCAGGAGACAGAUGUGGACACAGGCCUGCGACUCUCUUCCUCUGACCUGUCCGUGGUCUCUGCGUAUUCUGCACCCAGUAGGUUCUGCAGCACUGCAGAAACCUCCCUCCCCUCUGAAAAAUGCAGCAGCCGUUGGUCAACAUGGAAGGGGCCCCGAGAAGGACCGCUGCCUGCUGUCAGUGGGGUGACCACAGAGGCCUCCUGGACUUCCCUCCCCUUCUUUACCAAAAGGUCUGCCAGAUGCUCAGUGAAAACUGUCUCUGCUCCCUCGGCUUCUAGUGCCUCCUCACUCACAGAGCCAUCCCCAAAGGCCUCUUGGGAUGCUCCCAAAGCCACACAGACUGGACAAGGUGCGUUACCACCCCCAGAGUUGGCUGGUCCUGGGGACAACGACAUAGAGGAGUUCUACAUCUGAACGUUUCUUGUUUUCCAAAUACAAAUGCCGACACCAAGACUCAGGUCCCCCCCAGCCCUCUGCUCUCUGUAUACACCAGUGUUUCAGGCCUGCACCCCAGGUCAGCCUGGAACGUCAUCAUCCAUCUCAGGGGGAUCAUAAGCACAUUUGCCGUGCCACUUGUUUAUAGCCGAGAGGUGGUACAUUUCUAGGGACUCAGUGAAAAAAUAGGGACAUUUUUUAUGCAAAUAAAUUCUCAACCCACUUCAGUCA